UUGUCGACCUGCUGCUGCCACCACAGCUGGGUGUUCCUUUUCUUUUGAAAGACGUGCAUUCGCACCCCCUUUUCUCCUCUGACCCCUCCACCCUUUGACCAGGCGAAUACCUGGUAGCUACGGCCUGAGAUCGGAGACUUACACACUGCUACCUACACGUAUCCAGCAUUGGUUAUUGAUCCCUACUACUCAUCUGGUGUGUAUGCGUGUAUGCACUUCAAAGAAAGCUGGUCCCUGUCGUCUGUUUCCAUUCUAAUUCAUUCAAGAGGUGUCUGUAAAUCUCUCUUCUCCUUCGCUGAUUGAGAUACGCCCACCCUGGGAUAGCAACGGCACGGAAAGCUGUCUGCCCCGGAACUAAAGCCUUGAGAAGAGAGACAACGUUCAUCCAUCUACUGAAGGCAGUGCGGGGACCUAUAGACUCAUCCCUCGUUCCCCGGCUUUACGUCUGCUCCAAUUCUGUAACCUUGUCAUAUCACUUCAUCCUCUUUUAUCAACAUCGGAAAUCUGUCUAUCUCUCGCUUCGCCUUCGCGUCACGACGAACACCAAUUCCUCGUGCCACUAUUUCUCAAGCCCUCUCUCGACAGACAGUACCGCCAUUUUGACCUCGACCAAGACUCUUAGUAAACCCUUUCUUUCAAGUCAGGGCACAGCAACUACCUCGGAGGCCCUGGCUCAGAUUACCCUUUCACAGUUUACAACACUGGAGCUCAAGUUUUCUCCUGGAAUACACCUCUCACUUUUCGACUUCUCGCGAGACGAUAGGCUAACUCUGCACUUGCAACCUCGCUGUGGCUGGAUAUAGUCGACAGCAUAUCUAAUUGUAUUAGACUCAACCCUUGACGAGCAACUCCACGCAUCGACUUCAAGCUCGGCACGACAUAUCCUGUCUGGAGAAGGAUCUCGAACAGCCUGUAUUGCGAGGAUUUGUUCCCUGGAAAUCAUCAACUUGAUCAGAUCAUACUCUUCUGGCAACCAAACCCCACCAGUUCUGGAAUUGGCGAUAUUCAUCAUUUUGAAGGCGUCCCCCUGGCACACACACACACUACUCCAAUUACCACCCCCAUACUAUUCCCGAACCCAUCUGCAACACCCAACCUGAGCCGCAUCACAUUGUUUCCAGGGAUCCCACUCGCCCGAGACAAACUAAUACAAGUCGACGAGCCUCUUAACACCAUUUCUAGUCUGUUCUUAUCUUCGAACUGCACUUUUCUGAAGGAUCUGAAAAUUUUCUGCUGAGCAGCAUAAUACCUUGCGAACUGUCUCAAGUCUUGCCCGAGUCGCAUCCACUCAGGACUCGAGUCACUAUAUAUCGACUGACCAACUACAUAUCACGACAUGUCCCAGUGCUACAAGCUGUGCUAGGCCCUUGAUUUUCCAUUGGGUCUGUCGUUAUACAGCAUCAGUAUCUGACACUGGACGCCGGUGGCAAAAACUUUUACCGAGAUUUAGCUUGCGCUUGGCCACUUGCCUUGCGAGUGUAUUUGGUUAUUCGUAGGCUAUCGACAACUAACUCGGGCAAGUCGCACAUAUCAACAGCUACUAGAAUCAUGGUUAGAGAUUGGACCAGGGAGUCUUUCUCCCGCCAUCCUCAUCAUCCUUACCUGCCAGAGAGAUUUGUCGCGGAUGGAGUUGACGAUAAUCGAUUUCCAGAGGCUCAAGAUAUGCAUAGACGACAGCCUCCAAUGGUAACAACCUUCAAACGUGCUCAUUGGAGUCCUCGCUGACAUAAGGCUAAAGCAAAUCGCCGAUGCUCUUCGUCGAGACUGUGGGAUAUCGGUCAGGCACUAUUUCUUGGCUGUAGUAAUGGAUGACGGAAGCCCUCAAACCUUCUCUGGUCCUAGUACCUCCGGACCUCGAAGUGGUUACGAGAAACAGUUUUUUGAUAUGGAAAAAUACUUGAGGGCUAUGGACCGCUUGGAUUCUGGUGCGAGCCCUAUCGUUGAUGACUUCGCAUUCGAUGGGUACAAGCAAUCUAUGGACUUUCCAAGGAAUCGUAUGAUGGACCGCCGACGAAUGUCUCAGUUUGACGAUUGGGAAGCGCCAUCACGACAAGGCCGGAAAAGACCAAGAGCUCGCCACCCCAUCAUUGAUGAAGAUGAAGUGCCCAUGACUGUAUCAACAACAAUCAGAAAGGGUAUUCAGGUUGGAAAUCCCACGGAGCUUUGGACGUUUUAUGAGCAACGUUUCAAAAACAUGCAGCAAACGGCUUGCAAGCUCAUAGCAAAAGCAUGGGUCAAGGCCGUGGAGCCAAAGAAGCAGUCUACACACCCUUACACGGGAAGCGACGAGAAGGCACCCGACUGGUGGCCCAAGCCCUGGGGUCCAACAAAGGAGGAUAAGGUGCGGCACAAGGAGCCAGACCAUCUCUACAAACGAGAGCGAGUUCAUCUUCUUAACCACAUCCUCAGAAUGAUCGUGGAGCCCAAUAAGACUCAGCAUCCUGACAUUCAAAAGCUAAAUCUUAACGUGAAGAAGCUGGAGGAGAUUACGAUCGAGGCUCUUUCAGGCUUUUUCGCGGACAAGGAUAAUCCAGCCAAUGCGAAGAAGCGACCGUUUCUCAAUGAGAUUUUCAAAGUGGCCAAGCAACAGGAACGUUACAAAGACGGGAUGAUUGAUGGGACAACGGAGGUUUUUGUCAUGGCAGACGACAAGAUGCUUGAUUCGUAUGCAUCCGGUAACGAUGACGACGGGCCUGUUCCCAAGGAAGAGGAUGACCAAGACGUGCCGCCAAAUAAGUUGGCGGCAGUCCCUGGUCUGAUGCCUUCGUCAAACAGCCACAGCUCAGGCGCUUCAUUGCAUGGCACACCCUUCCUCGGUGGAGAGCUACCUGUACGAGGCAACCAGUACAACCACUCGAUGAUGCAGGACAUGGCUCCGGACCAGCACGGCUUUGUUGAGAACAACGCCAUGCCGGUGAAUGGUCAACCUGCGGUCCACCCUAAUAGCGGGAACCUCGGUAUAGAUAUGGGUGUGCCUCCUGCUGCACAUGAUUCUGGACGUCGUUCAUCCAUCUUCAGCGCCUCAGCAGAUUACGCAGGACAGAAUGGUACAACGAUAUACACCCAGCAAUGGCAGCCGGGUUCCACAGCGCCAAACUCGACGUCAAUGUAUACCUUCACUCAACAGCCAGCCAAUCCGCCAGCGACCGCUUUUGUCAGCCCCGGGGUUCCCAUGAAUCAGGCUCAGCCAUAUAUGAAUGCCUCGUUCGAUGGACUCACGCGGGGAUAUGACCCCAAUCAGCCUACUAUGUUCCGAACAGGAAGUGUGGCACAACCGUCACAGGUCCAUCCGACCCCGGGCUAUGACUAUAUGUCUCAGGACAGUCGAGGGCUGCCCGGUGUCAAGGUGGAUGAUGUACCGCGACAUGCGAUGCAUUAGACUAUGCCAGACUUGACGUGACCUCUUAUAUACAGCCCGUGACACAUUCUUGCUUUUCUCAUAUGGUUAUAGAUUAUGCAUGACUUUGGGCCUGGUAUGACAGCACAGGUCGAUCAGAACAGAUCAUGCGAUGGUUUGUUACAGCCUCGCUGUUUCUCGGUUUACAGUUCCCACCGAAUACCGGUACCAGCAUUGUUACGAUUGCUCAUUUUGUUCAGACGGUGGGCGGCUAUGAUUGCCACUUGAUUCGAUACCCCAAAAUAUAUCUUUAAGGACAAUCUCGGGAUGGUUUAUUUGUUUUUUGCGAUUGACCACAGCGUCUUGUUUGGAAUAAACUAUAUUGUGUGUGCCUGCAUUUUCGGUAUCAAGUUUUGUUUUCCCGCGGGCUUGGUGGUUCCUGAUUGGCAUUUCUAUGGUGUGCAUUCUCGCUCAACGUGGACAUUGACAUGCUCCGAAUUGUUAAUUACUGCUUAGCUCUGAGUAGAUGAGGGUGGCUCAUGGGUGUUGGGACAACGGCUACGAAAUUCUUAUGUUGACGACCAGAAACGCAAUCACGAUUAACGGCGGCGAACACGUUUACCAGCAGUGGUUCAUUCAUCAUGUCCACAUGCGGACGAUUUAUCGAGUCCAAUGAAAUAGGGUUAUGAAACAGGGGGAUGGGAAAUGAGAACUUCUCAUAUCCAUAAGCAAUGUGGAAUAGAUAUUGGGCGAAGGAAUCUUACAUAUUAUACUUCAAGUUCCAGCUUGCAGCUUACUUGCUUCGUGGAUACAUAGGGUCUGUUAGGUCAGUUCCUGCUAAUUUCAGCUCUGAAUGAAGAAUGGUUGAACAAGGCAGUGAGGAGAUUCUGCUCAUGAGAACUGCUGCACAUCUUGGUGUAGGGAGAGGCGGCGGAGGGCCAAAAGGGGGACUAUUUCCUUGUGUAUUUCUCAGUUGAACAAGGCCUGAUCUAGCGUUUCAACGCAAUAACGAUCACAAUUCGACCAUUCCUUGCUCCACAGCAGCAAAAUCAUGAAUAACAAUCAUGGACAGGCUUUAGCGCAAAGGCAGAGUUUAUCAUGAUCAAUUAUACCAGGUUGUUUUCCAAUACAGCACUCGGAAAAAUCAUGAACAAAAGAAUAUGCAUGAGCAGGCACAUUAUAUGAAGAAAAGUUCUAUCAACUCGGUUCAACACUCAAGCUACUGUACCGUAUCGCACAGUGAAGCAGAUCCGUUACCUCAACCUUCUGCUGACCUGUUAGUGAAUCCAUCCACCAACGCCAAGCUACUUGAAACCAUCAAACCAAAUGAAUCAAAUCAAAUCAGAGACAACAUAAUCACGCGAGGAGACUACUCAGGUGCACCAAGAAGAACUCUCUUGAUACUCUGCUCUCUCCUGGUUGUGGGAAAAUGUCGCUCCC
Fusarium odoratissimum NRRL 54006 is the source of this 4777-nucleotide messenger RNA. RefSeq lists its product as uncharacterized. The record is from RefSeq and is a predicted model, not a curated record. The transcript has 4 exons. Bases 1805 to 3379 code for a protein of 524 amino acids. NCBI's taxonomy places the organism in Eukaryota, Fungi, Ascomycota, Sordariomycetes, Hypocreales, Nectriaceae.